AACCCAGAUGCGGGCACUUUCCCCAGCAGAUGAAGACGCCUGAGACCUCUCAGGGCUUGGGAGGCAACUGUUCCUCGUGUCACUGACCUCCUGGAAAGGAGGGAAGGAGACGAGCUUUAUAUGAAGAAAAUAAAUGUGCCGGAGCGGCAGUUUGGAGAAGAUCACCAGGCAGGAGCUACAGUGAGAGCCCCGCGGUGUGCACGGCCGAAGCGCCCGCUCCUGCGCCCGCGUCCCCACGGCAUGCCGGGCCCCCGCCUGCUGGCCGCGCUCUGCGGCGCGCUCCUCUGCGCCUCGGGACUCUUCGCCGCCUCCGGUGACUUCUGUGACUCUAGCCAGUGCCUGAAUGGUGGGACCUGCAUAUUGGGCCAGGACAACACCCCCUUCUACUGCCUCUGCCCCGAAGGCUUCACGGGCCUGAUCUGCAAUGAGACGGAGAAAGGUCCUUGUUUUCCAAACCCCUGCCGCAAUGAAGCCGAAUGCCGGGUGGUUGACGACUCGCACAGAGGGGACGUCUUCACUCAGUACGUCUGCAUGUGUCAUCAUGGCUAUACAGGUGUCCACUGUGAGACCAUCUGCACCAUGCCGCUGGGCAUGGAGACGGGUGCCAUUGCCGACUCGCAGAUCUCUGCCUCCUCUGUGCACUUGGGCUUCAUGGGUUUACAGCGCUGGGCCCCAGAGCUGGCCCGUCUGCACCGCACGGGCAUCGUCAAUGCUUGGACAGCCAGCAACUAUGACAAGAACCCCUGGAUCCAGGUGAACCUGAUGCGGAAGAUGCGGGUGAUGGGCGUGGUGACACAGGGCGCCAGCCGCGCAGGCAGUGCUGAGUACCUGAAGACCUUCAAGGUGGCCUACAGCACCAAUGGACACAAGUUCCAAUUUAUCCAGGGUGCGGAGGGGACAGGAGACAAGAUAUUUGUGGGCAACAUGGACAACAGUGGCCUGAAAGUCAACCUGUUUGACUUCCCUCUGGAGGUGCAGUAUGUGAGGCUGGUCCCCAUCAUCUGUCACCGGGGCUGCACCCUCCGCUUUGAGCUCCUUGGCUGUGAGGUGAAUGGAUGCGCGGAGCCCCUGGGCAUGAAGGACAACAGCAUCCCCGACAAGCAGAUCACGGCCUCUAGCGUCUACAGGACCUGGGGCCUGAAUGCUUUCAGCUGGUACCCCUUCUACGCACGGCUGGACAAGCAGGGCAAGUUCAAUGCCUGGACCGCUCAGACCAAUGAUGCCUCCGAGUGGCUGCAGAUUGACCUGGGCUCCCAGAGGCAAGUGGCUGGCAUCAUUACCCAGGGGGCCCGAGACUUCGGCCACAUCCAGUAUGUGGCCGCCUACAAGGUGGCCUACAGUAACGACAGCAUGAACUGGGUCGAGUACAAGGACCAGGGGUCUGUCGACAGCAAGAUCUUCCCUGGCAACUUGGACAAUAAUUCCCACAAGAAGAACAUGUUCGAGAUGCCCUUCCUGGCUCGCUUUGUGCGCAUCCUGCCCGUCGCCUGGCACAACCGUAUCACCAUGCGUGUGGAGCUGCUGGGCUGUUAGUGCUCGGCCUGGCCGGAGUGACCACAAGGGCCUUGGGGCAGCCGCCCCGUACCUGGUCCUCCUGGCCUUCUGGUGGCCUGCUGCCUCCAACACUCCACCUCCUGAUUGUCUGCGACCUGGGGUGGGGGUGGGGUUCAGUCACCCCUCCCUCCCAACCCCCCUACCCCCUUUCUCCCUGCCCCUGCUGCUGUCCCGUUCUCUUAGGCCCUGUGGGAGUGAAGUAGGUCUGGGAUGGAGUGGGAAGGGCAGAGUAGGGAGUGGGGGCUGCAUCUCCCCGGAUCCCUGGUUCUAGUCUCUAGUGUUUUCCUGACACUCGCUCCCGCCCCCCAAGUGCCCACUGCCCCCGGAGGAAGGCCCUGAGGCACCAGGCUAGAGAUAACGGUCUCAUGUCCCUCAGCACGAUGCUGCCACUCCUGCCGCUGCCACCAAGCCCUCUGACACAUCCCCCCCUUAUCUCCCUGGAGACCUCUUGACCCUUGGCCUAAAAAGAGACAGAAGGGAAUGGGGUGGGUGGGCUUCCGGAGAGAUAGGGGUGGAGGUGGGUGGCCUGCGGGGGAGGCACCCUCUGUGCUGGUUCUUUACCCCAGAGUACACAGGCAGCUUCAGAAAUAUAUUUAUGUCACCCCC
This is a messenger RNA of Lontra canadensis (Northern American river otter), 2160 nucleotides long. It is a transcript of the gene MFGE8, whose product is annotated as milk fat globule EGF and factor V/VIII domain containing. Lineage: Eukaryota; Metazoa; Chordata; Mammalia; Carnivora; Mustelidae. The record is from RefSeq and is a predicted model, not a curated record. The transcript has 10 exons. Bases 121 to 1533 code for a protein of 470 amino acids.